AUGGAUGGAUUCAAAAAGUCACGCAGCUCGGCGUUUAAAGACAAGACAUCUUCCGCCAUCGCAGUCUCUCGGGCAAUGCCAUCAUCGUCACAACAGCCGCAACAGCCUUUUGGAAUCAAGACUCUGCAUGAGGAUGAAAACAGCACAAUAGACAUCGUCUUUGUGCAUGGCCCAAGGGGUCAUCUCGAGAACACCUGGAAGGCAGAGUGCACUUUAUAUCCGUGGCCUCAAACCUUACUGCCUGGUAAAAUCCCGAACGCACGGAUACUCACCUUUGGGUAUGACGCUACCGUAACAGAUAUCGGGAGCAUGCUUUCGAUAAAAACCCUCGUAACCCAUUCGCGAGAUUUGCUUUCUGCGAUCGCGACCCAUAGGAGAAAGGAUGCUAUUGACCGUCCCAUAAUAUUUGUCUGCCAUAGCUUAGGUGGUCUUGUAUGUCAAGAUGCCCUGUGUUAUGCAAGUCAAAGCCACGAGCCGCAUCUCAAGCAGGUUCUUUAUUGCACUCGUGGGAUUGCAUUUCUCGGCACUCCCCACGGCGGUUCUGCUCUGGCACACUGUGCAAAAGGUUUAGCAGCUUUUUUUGGAAUCGCGCAUGAAAUACACUCGGAUCUCCUAGGUUUCCUUCAGAGGGAUUUUGAACUCCUAGCGCGUGUCCAGGACAGUUUCAUUACCUUGGUGCAGUUGCGAAGCCGCCCAUCCGAGCUAGGUCCAACGAUCAACAUUGCCUGCUUCUUCGAGGAGCUGCCUUUGGAUGGAGUUGGUCAGGUCGUUCCACGGGACGCAAUCAUCCCUGGGUGCAUACCGAUCGGAAUUCGAGACAAUCAUAUGGACAUGACGAAGUUUGAAGAUUCAAAUGACGCUGGAUUCGUAGCUGUCGCUGGGCAGCUGUCUCGAUGGUGCGAAGAAGUCUCUUCGCCCCCCCUUGAACGUGCUCACACUAUACUAGCUGACGGGCAAGGACUCGGAGUUGGUCCAGAAACCCAAUCAGUGAGAGGCAUUGGAGGCAUAGCAAACGCCGCUGGAACCAGUACAACAUCGUCGCGGGAAGCGUGCAAUAUGAUACCUUUUGAUAGAGACCCAAAGUUUGUCGGUCGAGAAGACGUCAUACAGGAAAUUGGCCGACAAUUCGAGUCUCAGAGAGAAGUUGCUCUAUGUGGCUUUGGUGGAGCAGGGAAAUCCCAAAUUGCUAUCGACAACGGCAUGUGCGGCCGGUGGCUCUUGGUAUUGGACAACCUGGAUGACAUGAAAAUGUUGGGAAGGAUGGUAGGACUUCCGUGGGAGAUGGACAUCGAAGAAGCUACGAAACCGCCGCCGAAGGCUUACCUGCCACGCAGUCCGAAGGGUUUAACGUUAAUCACCACAAGGAGUGACUCGGUCGGCAACUCGUUGACAGGAAUGAGAAUAACCAAGAUUGGGCCAAUGGACGAGUCCGACGCUCUGUCGUUACUUCGAUCAUGUUUGGCCCCUGAUGCUAUGUCGGAUUUAAAUGACUGCCUUGAGCUGGUCAAGGCUUUGGACUACGUGCCUCUUGCAAUUAAGCAGGCUGCCGCAUUCUUACGGCAUACCGGGGUGUCACUUGGCCUAUAUCUCAAUAGGUUUCGCAACAUUCAUGGGGAAAUGAGCAGUCUCACGGAGGAGGAGGAGAAAGACAGUAGAGGGGACUUUGAAAGCCGUUGUUCAAUCUUCCGAACAUUGAAAAUUUCUUUCGACUGGACUAGCCAAACCAGGCCUCGCGCCGCCGAGAUAUUCCGCCUUAUGGCGGCUUUGGACAGGCAGGGAAUACCGAAACGACUGCUGAAGCGCAAUACGGAGCGCGAAGCUGAUUUUAAUAAAUGGCUUGGGGGACUAAAGGACUUUUCGUUGAUCUCCGCAACAAAAGGUGAAGAUGACCUUGUCAUGCACCGACUGGUGCAGCUCGCUGUACGCUCGUGGACCAGGAGCGAUCAAGAGUUGAGCAGAUACCAGGACGAGGCGCUAGAGAUCAUGGCGCGUGAAUUCCCUCAUGAGACAUGCGACAACGAGGCUUUGUGUCAGGCAUUGAUUCCACACGCGUGGGUGGUGGUCCAGUAUAAAACCUCUGAGAUGACCAGACCUCGCACACGCCUUCUCCAAAAUGUGGGCAUAUACAUGAUGAGGAUAUCGCUGUAUAAUGUUGCGUUUGACGCACUCUCAGAGGCUCUACGACUGCAGUCGAAUUUCGUGGACCUCGAUAAGAAUACUGAGGCGCUGGUAUGCCGUUUCUAUAUCGCAGAAACAUUAUUCGAGCUAGGUAAGCAUACAGAAGCCGAAGAACUACACCGAAAGGUCUUGGAGUGCCGUAGAGCGCUGCUAGGACAAGAUCACGAGGACACCAUAAAAAGUAUGACUCACAUUGGACUACAAUUGCUGCGCCGAGGAAAAUUUGAGGAAGCAAGGGAUAUAUGUGAGCAAGCAGUCGAAAAACAGAUUAAGACUCUAGGUUGCUAUCAUGGAGAUACUGAGAGAACUCUCGUGCUACUUGGGGAAGCCAUGACAGAGCACGGAAAAUAUGACGGGCGUAUAUUUAAUAUUUAUGGACGAAAAUUCGGGUACAAUAGGCCUGCGAAAGGAGAACCACGCGUUAUGAUAGAAUACCUUAGAUAUCACCUUUGGUAG
Messenger RNA from Metarhizium robertsii ARSEF 23, 2634 nucleotides. Its product is annotated as kinesin light chain. The record is from RefSeq and is a predicted model, not a curated record. Gene Ontology annotation, molecular function: protein binding. NCBI's taxonomy places the organism in Eukaryota, Fungi, Ascomycota, Sordariomycetes, Hypocreales, Clavicipitaceae. Bases 1 to 2634 code for a protein of 877 amino acids. The transcript has 8 exons.